AUGCCCUGGUUCAAGGGCUGGAAGGUGGAGAGGAAGGAGGGCAACGCCAGCGGCGUCACCCUGCUCGAAGCGCUCGACGCCAUCAUCCCCCCGUCCCGCCCUGUCAACAAGCCCCUGCGCCUGCCGCUCCAGGAUGUCUACAAGAUCGGCGGCAUCGGCACCGUGCCCGUAGGCCGGGUGGAGACGGGCUGCCUGAAGGCGGGCAUGGUGGUCACCUUCGUGCCCAGCAACGUCACCACGGAGGUCAAGUCGGUGGAGAUGCACCACAAGGCCCUGGCCGAGGCGCUGCCCGGGGACAACAUGGGCUUCAACGUGAAGAACGUGUCGGUGAAGGACAUCCGCCGCGGGAACGUGGCCGGAGACAGCAAGAACGACCCCCCCAUGGAAGCGGGCAGCUUCUUGGCCCAGGUGAUCAUCCUGAACCACCCGGGCCAGAUCCGGGCCGGCUACGCCCCGGUGCUGGACUGCCACACCGCCCACAUCGCCUGCAAGUUCGCCGAGCUCAAGGAGAGGAUCGACCGCCGCUCGGGCAAGAAGCUGGAGGACAACCCCAAGGCGCUCAAGUCCGGGGACGCCGCCCUGGUGCACAUGGUGCCCGGCAAGGCCAUGUGCGUGGAGACCUUCUCCGAGUUUCCCCCUCUAGAGUGA
Molecule: messenger RNA, 648 nt
Organism: Tachyglossus aculeatus (Australian echidna)
Lineage: Eukaryota; Metazoa; Chordata; Mammalia; Monotremata; Tachyglossidae
Product: elongation factor 1-alpha, oocyte form-like
Exons: 2
Coding region: 1-648 (215 amino acids)
Molecular function (GO): GTP binding
Source: RefSeq, a predicted model, not a curated record